Messenger RNA from Armigeres subalbatus, 2402 nucleotides. RefSeq names its product zinc finger protein 808-like. The transcript has 6 exons. Gene Ontology annotation, biological process: regulation of transcription by RNA polymerase II. NCBI's taxonomy places the organism in Eukaryota, Metazoa, Arthropoda, Insecta, Diptera, Culicidae. Gene Ontology annotation, cellular component: nucleus. The record is from RefSeq and is a predicted model, not a curated record. Gene Ontology annotation, molecular function: zinc ion binding; DNA-binding transcription factor activity, RNA polymerase II-specific. The coding region runs from base 182 to 2173 and encodes 663 amino acids.
AUAUAAAUAAACAAAUCAUUGUCACGUAACGUAAAAACGUCAGUAGGGAAUAAAUUUGAUCGGUUCGGAAGAAAAUAAUUUCAAUUAUUUUAUAAAUUUCAUCCUUACUGAAAGAUUUAGCAAGACAACACCUGUGAAAUAUCAAAACCAUUAACUGAAGUGCUUUGAAUCGUCAAAAAAUAUGGCAUCAGUAACGAUCAAACUAGAACCAGAAAGCCACAAAGAUGACCACAAAAUGUGUCGACUGUGUUUGAGCGAAGAUUUGCUUCACGAUAUCUUUACGGAAGAAGGUCUAAAUCAAUGCAUAUUGGAUCUCCUUUCAAUAGCGGUCUCCGUCGAUGAUCGUAUGAGUCAAGCUGUCUGCGCUAUGUGUCGAUUGCGGUUGACCGAAUUUCAUCAAUAUCGGAUACGCUGCCAUGAAGUGCAAGACGUGCUGAAAUCGUUGAUUGCCAACGAUGUGGUUGAGAAGUCAACUGUGCAGAUGGACGAGGAGAACGCUCCACAGCAUGAAAAUAGUGCACUAGCAAAGAAAGUCGGACAGGGAAAACAAAGAACUACUCAAUGCGAUGUAUGCGAUGCCGUGUUCAAAACGAAAAAUCAAUUAGCGUCACACAGGAAAAAACAUCAAAAGCAAAAGCAUGAGUGCGAAAUUUGUGGGAGGAUAUUUAAGUUCCGAAAAUGCUUUGACAAGCAUGUUGAAUCUCACCAGGAUGAAUAUGAAGAUGAUACACCUAACUCAAAUAGAAAGUCACCCACACCCCAAUCACGAAAUAGCAACAACAGCAAUUUAUCCCCCAAGACACAAGCAGAGAAUAGUGAAUUGAAAUCAACAUCACCUUUGCGAGAGAAAAUAAUAUUGGAAAAUUCGAAAUUGAAUCUAAAAUCACAACCUGUAAAUGCACUAUCGUAUAUUGAUGAGGAUGAGGAAGAAGAAUCCAGAAUCUACACUACAAGAAACGAUGACCUGAUUGGCAUAAACGAUUUGAUUGUCACGGAAGAAGUAAAAGUUGAAUCUUUUACAAUUCGUAAUUUGGAAAUUCCAAAUUACAGUCAAGCAGCUUCUAGUUUAGAAGCUACUGCAAAUGAGUCAAUCCAGAAAAAUACGAACGAUUCUGAGGCUGAAGUCCGUACAACUCAUACAAAAAAUCAAAAAAAGAAGCUCAAAUCAGGUCAAUGUGGUAUAUGCUUUAAAGUGAUGGUUUCGAAACGAAAUUUAUGGCACCACAUGAAAAGAGUGCACGGACCAAAAAAUUUUGUUUGCAAUGUUUGUGAUGUUGGAUUUCCGCUGCUAUGUAAAUUGAAUCUACAUUUGGCUACCAAGAUGCACAAGAGUAAAGCGCAUGAAAUUCGAUUAAGUCGUAAACCUGUUCCUGUGAAAGAUCAACGUGUUGCAGUGCAGUUACAAGAAGAUAUCGACAGCGAUCCAGAUAACAGUGCAAGUCUUGUUCAAACUGCUUUUAUUGAAAAUAAUGGUGAAUAUUCAUGUACCAUGUGCAACAGAAGCUUCCACCGAAAAUGUCAACUGAAAAAUCAUAUGGUAAUUCACGACAAAAAAGGGAAAAAACUAAAAUCAAUAUAUAUGGAGGAGGAAGAGUACAUGCCUGAAGAUAACUCAAACAUCGCCGUGAAUAUCACUACCAACGAAGUGGAACAAUCAAAAGUAGAUUCAAAUGAGGAUGAUCGAUGGCAAUGUAGAGUAUGCCAUAAAAUAUUUUUAACAUGGAAGAAACUUCGGAAGCACAAGCGAAAACAUGGAACCCACAAAUAUUCCUGCCCAAUUUGCAACAAGCCAUUCGUUGAACGUUAUGUAUUGAAGAGACAUGUUCUAAGUCAUCAACGAACGGGUAAGCCCAAACAAAUCGGUGCAAAGGUAAACAGAAAAACGGGACCCAAACCAUUUGAGUGCGAUGUAUGCCAAGGUCGGUUCAGGGAGAAAAAUCAAUUAUAUUACCAUAACCGAGUAAUGCAUGGACCGAAGAUAUUUGAAUGCCAUUUGUGCGAUCAUAAAUAUGCGAUGCGUUCACACCUGGUGCAGCACGUGCAAAGACAUUACCAUAUAAGAGGCGAAAAAACUCAACAACUAAAGCAGACACAGCAAAUAGAAAAGUCCUCAAAAAGCGAUGAAAGCCCAGUUGACACAAACAUGAAAUUAGAGGAGGGUAUAGAGUUUUGAAUCUGGCACGCGUUACAAGUUUCCAGAAAAGUGAUAAGUCGCAGUCACAGUUGAAUACAUAGUUGUAUCCACGAUUCAAAGUUUUUGACGUAUCUCGGAACUUCGCCAAACAUUCGGAACUUCGCGAAAGAAUCGAUUGCAGCUUUGAAAUAUGUUUUAAAUUUGCAGUAGGUAUUUGUCUAUAUUUCUCAAACUUCAACAAAAAUAACAGAACAGAUUGCAUUGAGUA